This is a messenger RNA of Polychytrium aggregatum, 2316 nucleotides long. Its product is annotated as P-loop containing nucleoside triphosphate hydrolase protein. Gene Ontology annotation, cellular component: cytosol. Bases 138 to 2222 code for a protein of 694 amino acids. Gene Ontology annotation, molecular function: GTP binding; GTPase activity. Lineage: Eukaryota; Fungi; Chytridiomycota; Chytridiomycetes; Polychytriales. The transcript has 12 exons. Gene Ontology annotation, biological process: ribosomal subunit export from nucleus. The record is from RefSeq and is a predicted model, not a curated record.
GGCAUCGGCUCCAUCGCACUGUCGGCCAGGAUCAACGGCUCCCGCUGCCAUCAAGCACCUCCGAGCAACAGUGCAGACAGAGUCCAGCCGCAUCCGCCUUCCAACCCUGCCAGUCCACCGGAGCCACAGUAGCGACCAUGAGCCACAACAAGAAAGGAAAUACCUCUCUGGGAAAGUCUCUCAUUCGGAGCCGGUUCAGCAAGAACCCAAAUGCCAAAAUCAAUCCUGAUGGAUCGCUGAGGCACACAACCCUGGUCGAGGACGAUGACCUGACCAACAUGCAGUCGAUUACUGAGGAGAACGACCUCGAAGCCUUCCUGAACUCUGCCACCUUGGCUGGCACAAACUUUGCCGCCGAGCGCCUCAAUGUCACCGUGGUGAGCGAUCCCUAUGUGAAUCCGUUCCUGCUGACGCCCGAGAAGGAGAAGGAAACCCUGCGAAGGCAUCUGGAGCACCAGAAGCGUCUGACGAUCCCAAGACGACCCGAGUGGGAUUCGACCACAACCGGCGAGGAGCUGAAGCUUGCCGAGCGCGAGUCUUUCCUCGAAUGGCGCCGUGGCCUGGUUGAGCUCGAAGAAGAGCAGGGUCUCAUUUUGACUCCCUACGAACGCAACCUUGAAGUGUGGCGGCAGCUCUGGCGAGUUAUUGAGCGCUCGGACCUGAUCGUCCAGAUCGUCGAUGCGCGCAACCCGCUCUUUUUCCGAUCUACGGACCUGGAGACCUACGUCGGCGAAGUGGAUGACCGAAAGAAGCGCCUGCUGCUUGUCAACAAGGCCGAUAUGCUGACUCUCAACCAGAGAACUCUGUGGGCAGACUUUUUUGAGAAGGAAGGCAUCCGCUAUACAUUCUUUUCGGCCGCCAUGGCUCGUCAACAGCACGAAAGGGAGCUGGAGGAACAAAAGGCGGCUGAACUGGAGAAACGCAUGAAAAAGGACCGAACGUUGAAAACCGCUCGGAAGCAGAACUUGUUUGAGUUGAUGGGCAAUUUCAAGGAUGAGGACAUGGUCGAUGGCGAAGGCGACAGUGACGACGAGGAGGAUGAUGAAGCCGUCGAGGCCGAAGACGAGGCCGAGGACGAGGCUGGUGGGGAAGAUGCCCAGGAGGAUGGCGAUGCCAGCCCAGAAGCCGAUGAGCCGUAUCAGGAGGCUGCCCAAUCCCCAGAGGAGCCCGGCGGCGACCGGGACGAAGAUGUCGUCGAGAUUUACGCCGAGCGGGACGAAAGCCUCCCUGAGCGCGUCCGCAUUCUCUCCGCCGACGACCUGCUGGAGCUCCUCGAGCGAGAGUGCCCCGAGCCCCUGAACACUGAGCACGGAAACAAGGUCACGAUUGGAUUCGUGGGCUACCCCAACGUCGGUAAAAGUUCCACCCUGAACGCCCUCGUUGGCGCCAAGAAGGUCGCCGUUGCCGCCACCCCAGGCAAGACCAAGCACUUCCAGACCAUCCAUCUGUCCGACUCUAUGAUCCUGUGCGACUGCCCUGGUCUCGUCUUCCCCACCUUUGCGACCACCAAAGCCGACAUGGUCCUCAACGGCGUUCUGCCCAUCGACCAACUCCGCGAGCACACUGGGCCGGCUGGUUUGCUGACCCAGCGUAUCCCCAAAGUUGCACUGGAGGGCAUCUACGGUCUGCGCAUCCGCACACGGGAUGCCGAGGGCCUAGAAAUUGACCGUGCACCUACUGGAGAGGAGCUUCUCUCUGCCUAUGCAAUUGCUAGAGGAUUCAAAAAGUCGUACCAAGGCAACCCGGAUGAAGCCCGAGCGUCGCGAUAUGUUUUCAAGGACUAUGUCAACGGCAAGCUGCUGUACUGCCAUCCGCCGCCUGGGAACAACGAUGCCAAGCACUUUAACGCCGAGAUCUACCUGCAAGAGCGCUUCCAGCGCAAGACCAUUGCUACACCUGGCUAUGUCGACGGCACGCCUGUAUCUCAAGCACCCUCACGCACAAUGGACUCGGAGUUCUUCAACAGCAAGCACAUCCAAGCCAAGACUGUUGGCAAGUUCUCGCGUGGCAACUUUAACCGCAAUCAAAUGUUCCCGCACCAGAACCGCGUGGACGAUGUGGGCGAGGAGAAGCGAGCUCCGUUGAAAGGCAAAGGCAGAAGGGCGCCGCGUGGGGCCGUGACGGCCGAGGCACUCAUCGGCAACUCUGUCAAGAACGACAAGCGCCAUAAGAAGGGCCCCAAGAACGUCAAGAUGCGGACCCAGUGGACGGUCGACGAGUAGGCUCUGUGCUGCCGUCGCUGUCGCUGGCUGGUCCCACAUGCCUGUCAGCAGGGGUGGCCUUUGGCACCGCCAAUACACCAUUUCCCUGCACAUA